Molecule: messenger RNA, 1688 nt
Organism: Stegodyphus dumicola
Lineage: Eukaryota; Metazoa; Arthropoda; Arachnida; Araneae; Eresidae
Product: pseudouridylate synthase RPUSD2 pseudogene
Source: RefSeq, a predicted model, not a curated record
GGCACAUGUCUCCUUUGAUUGUCUAUUUGUCUUUACUUUUGAACCCAACCAUAAAAAUACCGUUAAUUUAAAGAAAAUUCCUUCUCUAUCCAAUAACUGGAUUAUUUCUUUUCGUCUUCCUGUCAGAACUGCAAUAAUCGAUUAAGAAUUUAGUUGAAAACUGGAAAGAGCUGUAGUGUUUUUCCGUAAUACAUCAUUCAGUAAUUCCAUUAUGGUGGAAAUAAUUUCAAAACUGUGUUUUACAGGCAUUAGAUAUCACUUGAAAACAAGCCGCGUUGUAAAAUAUCAUCGAAGAACUUCAUUCUUAGUGUUUAAUAAGCGUUGUAUGUCAACAGAACUUGCACAUGAAACUUUUACUGCCACAAACUUACAGUCAUCAGCUACCAAAUAUUACAGAGAUGAUUAUCUAAUAGAGACUGAAUAUUAUUUUGAAAAUGGACUUCGUAAGGUGUAUCCAUAUUAUUUUCAAUACUCCACUUUUUGCAAAGGACGGUGGCUAAAUAGAAAAUUAAUUGAUGUGUAUUCUGAAGAGUUUCCUAUAUAUCCAAGAAAAGAAUUUGAAAGACGAAUAUCUGAAGGUGUACUGAAAGUUAAUGGUAAAAGUGUUGACUUAGAUUAUAUUUUAAGAGACGGAGAUCAUCUCACUGCUUGUGGUCACAGACAUGAACUUGGAGUUUUGGCUUCACCUGUAAACAUUAUUUAUGAAAAUGAAGACUUUCUUAUUGUUAAUAAGCCAUCUUCAAUUCCUGUUCAUCCCUGUGGACUUUACAGGCAUAAUACUAUUUUGUUUAUUCUUGCUAAAGAGAAGAAUAGGAAAAAUCUUCAUGUGGCUCAUCGUUUAGAUCGAUUAUCUUCAGGAGUUUUAAUUCUAGCGAAAAGCAGCAAGAAAUCUCGAGAGUUACAUGAUCAAUUAAAUUUACAUGACGUCAAAAAGGAAUAUGUAUGCCGUGUAGAGGGAAAUUUUCCUGAUGGUAUUUUAAUAUGCAAUAAACCACUUAAAAAAAUUAAUCAUAAGCUUGGAAUUUCUAUAGUGGACCCAUCAGGUAAAGUGUCUGUCACAGAAUUUAAAAAACUUAGUUUUAAUGGUAAAUCCAGUGUUGUAUGUUGUAGGCCUCUUACUGGUCGAACUCAUCAAAUAAGAGUACAUUUGCAGUAUUUGGGGUAUCCUAUUGUGAAUGAUCCUUUAUACAACAGCUAUGCAUUUGGGCCUGCUAAAGGCAAGCAUGGCAUAUUUCAUAAGACUAUUAAAGAACUCUUGGAGGAUUUAGCUGAAGAACAUACUUCAGAAUGGUGGCUAGAAAGUUCCUAUGCAAACAUUGAUGAAGCUUAUGAAACUGGGAAAUCUGAAAUGAAUUUUAGGCAGCAAAUGCAGUUUGCUAUGAUAGAUAAAGAACUGGUGGAAAGCAAAUAUAAGAAAGACGAUGCAAAAGUAUCCUUUGAUAAAAAUUGUUAUUUUUGCUGUCGUUCGUAUCGAGAUCCAAAACCAAUAAAUUUAAUUAUGUUUCUGCAUUCUCUUAAAUAUCAAGCCCGAGACUGGGAAUUUAGAACAGAGAUGCCUACUUGGGCAUCUGAAGAAUGGAAUCUUAUGUAAAUAAGUAUAAUAUAAGGAUGCAAUAAAUAACUAUUUAUUGAUGACAAAAUUAAUUAGUUUAAAACUUAUGUAAUUUAUUUUAAAAGAAGUUUCCAAA